Messenger RNA from Alligator sinensis (Chinese alligator), 3357 nucleotides. Its product is annotated as potassium voltage-gated channel subfamily KQT member 1-like. The transcript is spliced from 17 exons. Gene Ontology annotation, molecular function: voltage-gated potassium channel activity. The record is from RefSeq and is a predicted model, not a curated record. The coding region runs from base 291 to 2249 and encodes 652 amino acids. Gene Ontology annotation, cellular component: membrane; voltage-gated potassium channel complex. Lineage: Eukaryota; Metazoa; Chordata; Crocodylia; Alligatoridae. Gene Ontology annotation, biological process: potassium ion transport; transmembrane transport.
GAGUUUUGUCCCAUGAAUUCCUAAUGUGGAGGUUGCAGGCGUAUGAUCAUAUUUGCUAUUGUGAAUUACUAUUAGCAUAACUGGGAACAGGGCAGAAAGAGAGGCUCUGAGUGACAACAGGUGACAGGCUGGCAGCUCAUACAGUUGUGCCAGAGAGGACUUCCAUGAUAACAGCAGAAAGACAUCUUAUCAGUUGCUGGAGAACACCCAGGGAAGAAAGGACAUACAAUACCCUCGUUUAUGAUUUUAAAUAUUGAUCAAGGUUAGCAAUACCUGUGCUCCAUUGUGGAAUGUCCUAUGGCAAUGGUGAAACUGGUGGGCACCCUAUGUUUAAUCUUUGCCAUCAAGUUCAAUGCUCCAGCUCCCAGUUAGGUAGUCUGAAUGGACAUAAGAAAUCUGCAAGAUUUUUGGAAGUGAGAGGGAACUUAAACAACAUGCAGUAUUCUUCAGUGGCAAUGGAUCCAGAUACCAUGAUGAAUAAUGGAUCAGGAAUUCCUUGCAAUUCUGAGGAAGAUGGAAAGGAUCCAGCUUUGACAGGAAGCGAAAUCCACAAAGCUUACACAACUAAAUGUUUCUAUGGCCCUUAUUUAACUAAAACUAGUAUGCAAGGGGAUGUCUACAACUUCCUGGAGAGGCCUAGUGGAUGGAAGUGUUUUAUUUACCAUUUUACUGUAUUUCUACUGGUGCUGAUUUGUUUGAUUUUUAGUGUGCUGUCUACUAUAGAACAUUAUUCAGAAUUUGCCACUGGGACCCUUUUCUGGAUGGAAAUUGUUCUGGUUGUAUUUUUUGGUGCUGAAUAUGUGGUGCGGCUAUGGUCGGCAGGUUGCAGAAGUAAAUAUGUUGGCUUGAAGGGAAGAGUACGUUUUGCCAGAAAGCCAAUAUCAAUUAUUGAUCUUAUUGUUGUGAUAGCCUCAAUAAUUGUUCUGAGUGUAGGCUCAAAUGGGCAGGUGUUCGCCACAUCUGCAAUAAGGGGAAUUCGUUUUUUACAGAUUCUACGCAUGCUUCAUGUAGAUCGGCAGGGCGGCACUUGGAGGCUUUUAGGAUCAGUUGUUUUCAUACACCGUCAGGAACUCAUAACCACCCUAUACAUUGGAUUCCUGGGGUUGAUCUUUUCAUCUUAUUUUGUCUACCUCGCUGAGAAGGAUGCAGUGGAUGAAGAGGGAAAGACUGGAUUUUCUAGCUAUGCUGAUGCACUGUGGUGGGGUGUGGUAACAGUCACAACAAUUGGAUAUGGAGAUAAAGUACCACAGACAUGGAUUGGGAAGACAAUAGCCUCCUGCUUCUCAGUAUUUGCUAUAUCUUUUUUUGCUUUGCCAGCGGGGAUUCUAGGUUCUGGUUUUGCCCUGAAAGUACAACAGAAACAACGUCAGAAGCAUUUCAACAGACAAAUUCCAGCUGCAGCUUCUCUGAUUCAGACUCUAUGGCGGUGCUAUGCAGCGGAGAAAUCAUAUAGUUCUACAGCAACAUGGAAGAUCUAUGUUAUGUCACCUGCUCAAAGUACAAGAAAACCACCAGCGCCAUCUAGCCCUAAUCUGAGAAAACAGAGUAGAAGAUACAAAAGAAAAGGAAAACCUGGACGUGAUAAUGGUUCUACACUGAUAAUAAGUUCUGGAGAGACAGCCUUCUCUGUUCCACAGAUUACAUAUGAUCAUAUUGAAAGAGAAGACAAAAAAGAUGUGGCUUUUUACAUGGAUGAACCUGGAGUGAAAAGGCGUUUAGAAGGCAACAGUAAUGAAAUGUCAAGGACCAACAGCUUCACUGAUGACAUUGAUCUAAUAGCGGAAGAGUCACCACUGCCCAGAGUAUCCGAUGUUGCGCAGUUAACCGAAGCACACCGAACAGCUGUCAAAGUCAUUAGGAGAAUGCAGUAUUUUGUUGCCAGAAGAAAAUUUCAGCAAGCCCGGAAACCAUAUGAUGUACGUGAUGUAAUUGAACAAUACUCUCAAGGACACCUCAAUAUGAUGGUCCGGAUAAAAGAACUUCAAAGAAGACUGGAUCAUUCCUUAGGGAAGCCUGCUCUUUUCCUUCCAGAAAAAGGGGUAGACAAAGGAUACUAUACUGUAGGAGCCAGACUGAUCCGGUUAGAGGAUAAGGUCAUGCAGAUGGAUCAAAAGCUUGAUGACAUCCUGAAUGCUCUCCAAACUCAGUUUGACACAUGGUUACCGACGCGGACAUCAGCCCCAGCCACCCCAACCACUAGACAUUUACAGUUAUCCUUGGAUUCCCCACCUCUAACCCGGAAAAUGUAAAAGCCGUGAGGCAACAGCCUGCUGCCCUCUCAUUCAUUUAAGUAUGGUUAUUUUUAUUAUUAGUGUCUGGAACUUCUGAGACCAUCAUUGCUGGAAUGUAAAUAUUCUGCUGCAGGUUGUUAAAUCAAAAGGAAAAACAUGAUUGUGCUUCCGUGAGAAAACCUAACCUUUGUGCACAGAACCAUAGCAAUGCUGAGAGAAUCCUCCAGCCCAUGGGACUCUAAUAAAGCUGUAGUAUUUAACUGGCAAUGCACACACAGAGCACUGAGUUGAGAUGGAAAUCUAAGUCAUAAGACAACUCAUCCAGAGGUAGGAAUGAAGGAGGGACUGUCAUUUCAGUAUUCAAUCUUCUGUUCUCACUAGUUUAUUGUGCAUAGCAUACCCAAACAGGGAGAGGGGACCAAUACUGGAACACAAAACAAAUGGAAUUCAAUCAAAAGGAAAAUUGAACAGCAUGUUUUGUAGUAAAAAUAUCUACCAACCAGCAAGGAUCAUGAAAAGGGCACUGCUAAUGUGAAUGACAAAGUAAAGACAACAGACUGCUGAUUAAAAAUAUGAGCAUGUAGACAGACUGGCUGAUAUAGGGAAGACUGAAGCAAGGUCUCAGCUAAUUAAAGUCAAAGGUUUGCAAAUGAGAUGGGAUGCAUGUUGGAAUAGUCAGAUACAGGAGACAAUACCAGCUUAGAAUAACAACAGAAUGUUUCAAUAGUUAUCACCUGCACUGAUGGUUGUUAUGCAACAUAUUUUCAAACUUUUCCUUUCAUUAAGUGAUGACUGUUAAUCCCAGUUGCCUUAUUUUUUAAUAUAAGAAACCAGGAUAAUAACUGUAUGUGUAAGAAUCUGGAAACCACCCGUUCAAUGCCUCAGCUGACGCUGGGCAACUGUGAACUGAAGCUGUGACUUUAAAUGACCACAUUUGAAUUCACAUACAGUUGAUAAAAGCUAGUCACUUUGCUAGUGUACAUCGCUGUCUAUAAUUUAAAAUGCUGAGUUUUCAUGGAAUGUGAUUGUAAAUUGAGUAUAUGUGUUAUCUGAAACAGUAUUUCUGUGAAAUGUUACUGACGUGAACAAUUUUCAAACAUAAAUUGAUUUUUUUCCUUGCUCUCCA